AAAAUAAAAUGAUAAAUAACCGCUUUAGUUUAUCUUCCAUCAACCAAUUCAAACUCCACACCGAACUUUAAAUGGAAGAAGAGAUAACCGGAGAGACAAGUGACGGCGUAGGGCAGCAAUACACGGUGGAGCAGCCGCCGUUGGUGGUGGAGGGACGACGAAAAAGGAAGCUGAAGGUGAUGGUAGCAGUAGACGAGAGUGACGCGAGUUUAUACGCGUUAAAGUGGACCCUUGAAAACCUCUUCAAGAACCCAACCGAUGAACAAGUCCGGGCGGUUGAACCCGACCCGGAACAAGGGAUGGUGACCGUGGUUCAUGUGGUGCAACCUUUCGAGCGUUACGCGUUCCCUGCCGAACCUUCAAUGUGUAUGUCAGCGGCUAUGGUGGAAUCAGUGAGGAAAGCCCAACAGCAAAAUGCUGCACAACUUCUUUCUCGUGCGUUUCAACUUUGCAAGGAAACAAAGGUAAAAUCAGAAACUUUGAUUUUGGAAGGAAAUCCUAAAGAGAUGCUUUGUCAAGCGGUGGAGGAAAUGCAUUUUGAUCUUCUUGUCGUGGGUAGUCGCGGCUUGGGUGCAAUCAAAAGGGCUUUGUUGGGAAGUAUAAGUGACUUUUGUGCUCAUCACUCGAGGUGUCCAAUACUCAUAGUGAAGCCUCCCCACAAGUAAUGAUAUACAUUUAUUAGAUUCGACUUUAAAAAUAUAGUAUCGUUGUGCAAGUUGUGACAUAUGAUGGUAUGUAUCAAUGUACGUAUGUAGUGAUACGUGAUACUAACAAUGAAGGAAAAAAUCAUAAAAUAAUGCAAGGAUUAAAUAAUAUAUUAUUGUUAUUA
Helianthus annuus (common sunflower) is the source of this 829-nucleotide messenger RNA. Its product is annotated as universal stress protein A-like protein. The record is from RefSeq and is a predicted model, not a curated record. The transcript has 4 exons. The coding region runs from base 72 to 665 and encodes 197 amino acids. NCBI's taxonomy places the organism in Eukaryota, Viridiplantae, Streptophyta, Magnoliopsida, Asterales, Asteraceae.